AUGGAUGAUUCUAAAGAGAAUGAUAACUCUGUUAUAGCGAAUGUUCAGCCCAGCACUCCCACUCGGCCAUUGAGUAGCAAGAAUUCUACAAACUCGCUUAAUGGGACUAACAAAAACAAAGGAAAUAUUGGAUCGCCCAGUAAAGGCGAAGUGAGUCCAAUUAGACAACAAAAGUUGGUUACGUUGACACAGAACUAUAAUAAGUUAGAACGGGGAUAUGCCGACUUGUUGUUAAAAUACAAUAAUUUGUUGAGUGAAUAUGAACAGAUUGAACAAGAAUUGCAAUGCAAGGUACAGAUGAAUCGAGAGCAGUCUGCCACAAUAAAUAAGUAUGAGACCUUACUAAAGCAUAUUGAAAAUGAUCACAAUAAGAACAAGGAGUUAUAUGAACAAGAGAUCUUUUAUUAUAAAGAGCUAAUUGAUGAUUUGCAGUUGAAAAUCAACAAGAUGACUAACGAAUUGAAUAGCAAGAGACUUGAGGAGGAACAAUUUGACAAAAUUGAUGACGAACUAUUGGAUAAAUAUAAUACGUUACUGAAGCAAUUCAAGAUUUUGCAGAGCAAUUACGAGUUGGAACAAAACUCUAAACUAGUCCUUAUUGAUCAAAUAGAGUAUUUAACUAAGCAAAAUGAUUUAUUGAACCCGGAUGCUGAAAAUGAUAUUGACAAGAAUGAUAGCAAGCUUGAUAAUUCAAACGCAUCAAACCACUGCCACGAAUUUGCUGAUAGCGUAAUUCAUAUGGAUACCUAUGCCCACACGAUGAAUAAUCUAAGUGAUGAAUCUGACGUAAAUAAUUCUGAUUUGGAGCUUGACGAAAAUCAAGAUUCACAAAUACUAAGUUAUUUAGCAGAUGAUAUGAAUGGCCAAUUUACAUCAUCAUCUCCAAUCAAACAGGAUGAGUCGUUGAAAAUUGCGAACAAUUUUGUAUUCCCUAAUAACAAUACCCAAAAAGAAAGGAUUCCAAUCUUGGAACCUGAAUUGAACUUUAAGUUUCCCGCUUCUCCUGACCCAGAUUCAAAAGAAUUAAAACGCCAAUCAUUACCUGCUACAUUGAAGCACAAUUCCCAUCUCGAUUCAAAUGACGAUUUUAUUUUGUCGCCAUUGAAAUUGACUGCGAAUAAUACAUCAUAUUUUAAUAUGGAUAAUUCAAUAAAUAACUCCACUAAGAGAAGGUAUUCGAAUUCGAAGCCGAAUCAUUCUCGAUACAAUUCGCAUGAUAUUUUACCUAUUAAGGUGGAAUUUGAACCACUUGAGCUGACUUUAAGAAGCGCCUCGGGACCUGAAAAAUAUUACAAUAGUAAUACUAACUCCACAUUAUCUCAAAACAAUAAUAAAUUUGAAAGCAUUGAAGAAUUACCUGAGUCGAUCGCACAUAUCGAUGGUAAAUCGGUUAGAAAUUCGACGUUUAAUAAAUUAAAUGGUUACAACAACAUUCCUUCAAAUAGAAGUUCGUUAAAUACUACAGGAUCUUCCAAAUCAAGCUUACUCAUUGAUCACAACAUUAUGACUAACGAUAUGACAAAACAAGAGAUUAUGAAAUUGAAGUUCGAAUUGCAUUCCUUAAAAUUGCAUAAUGAAAAAUUGCUAUCUUACAUUGGAUUUGAGUUGCAGAAGCAAAAGAAAAACAUUAAGAAAUUAUCACAUAAACAGUCUACCACAAGUUUAAGAAACUUCAAUCGCAAGAUAGAAUACUCAGAUGCAAAAUUGAUUGAGAAAUCAAGAGACUUGCUAAUUCACAAGAAACGAGUUCUAAGGUCCGUCUCAGUCAACCCUAUAUUAUCUAGAAAAUAUAAUUAUGAUAAUAACGUAGUGGGUAUUUUGACAAAAAGCUUAUUACCAUUCAAGAUAAUACCGGAACAAGAUGAAGAUCGUUUUAAAUUUACUAGUGAUUUUAUUAAUAGUAUUGACAAGGAUGACGAAGAUGAUUAUGGCUUUAUGAAGCAUAAUGACAAAUUCAGUAAAAGAGUAUUAUCUAAUAGCUUCGAGACUGACGAUUUAGAGGAUGAUGAAAUAUUUGCUCCAAAAGACAACCAUGGUGUUAAAAAAUAUAAAUCUCAAAUAUUCAGGAAUAAUGAUUAUGAUUCAUCGUUUAAUACGUCAUAUUAUGGUUAUGAUGAAGAUGACGGUGAUUGCCAUGAAAAUUACACAGAAGAGGAUGAUAAUUGGGAAGAUAUUUCAGCUGAUUCAACAAUGUCAGAAGAGGUUGCAAGCCCUCCUAUUUUUAAUCAAUUGAAAUAUCUUAUUACAGGUAAUUACAAUAAACCAAAGAAAUCACACGCAAGAAAUGAAUCCGUUGAUGAUGGUUUAAAAUACAAAUUUUUAUCAAUUGCUAUUGGUAUAUUGAUUAUUGGUUUGAGAUGUACAAACCAAAAUCAUAAUCUCUAG
This is a messenger RNA of Debaryomyces fabryi, 2385 nucleotides long. RefSeq lists its product as uncharacterized. NCBI's taxonomy places the organism in Eukaryota, Fungi, Ascomycota, Pichiomycetes, Serinales, Debaryomycetaceae. The record is from RefSeq and is a predicted model, not a curated record. The transcript has a single exon. The coding region runs from base 1 to 2385 and encodes 794 amino acids.